AUGCAGAAUGCUUUUUACCAACUUUUACUGCGAGCGAAUAUGCCGGGGAUUCUGGUUGAACGAUUUCAGUCGGGACGCUUCGCCAGCAAUGCUGCUACCGAAGAGGCUUACAAGAAGGCACUGGCGGCACUCAACGCUGGGACAAACCCAACGGCACCCUCGUCCGGAUCAUUCCCCUUUGCCCGAGGCCAGUGGUCUGGCUACGAUCAAGGCUUCGGCAAUGCCCCCCCGACUGGAAACAGUUACGCUUCCAACUCUCAGGGCGGCAAAGGCGAACCCUUGCACGUCGUGGUCCAAGAGUCCACUCGCUUGCUCGUCUUUCGCUGGUUCAAGUUCUUUGUCUCAUUUGUUCUCAUCACAUAUCUCUCUUUCGCUGCCGUGACCUUACUGGUUGACACCUUGAGCACUAUGAGAAAGGCGCCGGGCUCCAAGGCCGACUCUGAGGUCAAGGCCGAGAAGCAAACUACUCGGUUCAGCGACGUUCACGGAUGCGAUGAAGCCAAAGAAGAGCUUCGCGAGGUGGUCGAGUUCUUGCGCAACCCCGGAAAAUUCUCCGAUCUCGGUGCCAAGCUUCCCAAGGGCGUGCUUCUUGUUGGUCCUCCUGGAACUGGCAAGACGUUGCUCGCGAGGGCAGUCGCUGGCGAGGCCGGCGUGCCCUUCUUCUACAUGUCUGGCAGUGAAUUUGACGAGAUAUUUGUUGGAGUGGGAGCCAAACGAGUUCGGGAGCUCUUCCUCGCUGCAAAGUCCAAGUCCCCGGCCAUUAUCUUCAUUGAUGAGCUCGAUGCUAUUGGAGGCAAACGCAACCCUAGGGACCAAGCUUACUCUAAGCAGACGCUGAACCAACUUCUCACCGAGCUGGAUGGAUUUGACCAGGACACCAAGAUCAUCAUUAUGGGUGCAACCAACUUGCCCAAACUUCUUGACAAGGCCUUGACCAGGCCGGGACGCUUCGAUCGUCACAUCAAUGUCGAGUUGCCCGAUGUCCGUGGCCGACUUGCUAUCCUGAAGCACCACGCCGCCAAAAUCAAGUGCGCUCCGGACGUCGACCUGUUCGCCGUCGCGGCCCGCUGUCCUGGGCGAUCUGGCGCUGAUCUCGAGAACAUGCUCAACAUCGCGGCUCUGCGAGCGUCCCGGGCCCGGGCCAACAUGGUCUCCAAACAAGAUCUCGAGUGGGCCUUUGACAGAGUGACAAUGGGCUCCGAGAGGAAGUCGAUGGUUAUCAAUGAAAAAGAGAAGGAGAUGACGGCGUAUCACGAAGCUGGCCACGCUCUUGUCCAGCUGUUUGACAAGGACACCACCGGCCGGCUGUACAAGGUUACCAUCCUCCCCAAGGGCCCUUCUCUGGGCCACACCGCCUACCUGCCGCAGGUGGACAAGUACUCCCAUACAGCUGCCGAGUAUCUGUCCGACAUUCGAGUGUUGCUCGGCGGGAAGAUGGCCGAGGAAAUGCGUUAUGGCGACGACAAAAUCACUUCGGGCGUAUCCUCGGAUUUGCAGCGUGCCACAGACCUGAGCUUCAUGAUGGUUACGCUCUUCGGCAUGUCCAGCGCGUUGGGUCCGGUCGAAUAUGGACGGCGCUACGAGAAUCUCAGCUCUGAGACGAGGGCCAUGAUUGAGGCCGAAGUCCAGAAGUCAAUGAAGAAGUCGUACGAAGACGUGAGAAAACUACUAACCGAGAAGCGCAAGGAACUGGAUCUGCUGGCGGAGGCGCUCGUCCAGUACGAAACCCUAGACAGGGAGGAGGUUGAGAUGGUCAUUCGAGGAGAGAAGCUGCCGGGGCGGUCCAUUGUGCCCAAGGGGCCCCUGGUGCUGCCGAUUCCUGAGGAGACGCCGCAGCCUCCGGGGUUGGGCGGCGUGGCUCACCCAGACCCGCCCGAGGCGCCAGCGCCACCGGCUUCGGCCGAUUCGUCUGGCGCCGGCAGCUGA
Messenger RNA from Hirsutella rhossiliensis, 1926 nucleotides. Its product is annotated as peptidase family m41 domain-containing protein. The transcript is spliced from 2 exons. Gene Ontology annotation, molecular function: metalloendopeptidase activity; ATP-dependent peptidase activity; ATP hydrolysis activity. Lineage: Eukaryota; Fungi; Ascomycota; Sordariomycetes; Hypocreales; Ophiocordycipitaceae. The coding region runs from base 1 to 1926 and encodes 641 amino acids. Gene Ontology annotation, biological process: protein quality control for misfolded or incompletely synthesized proteins; mitochondrion organization. The record is from RefSeq and is a predicted model, not a curated record. Gene Ontology annotation, cellular component: mitochondrial inner membrane.